This is a messenger RNA of Dufourea novaeangliae, 4356 nucleotides long. It is a transcript of the gene l(3)mbt, whose product is annotated as lethal(3)malignant brain tumor-like protein 3. The record is from RefSeq and is a predicted model, not a curated record. Bases 492 to 4199 code for a protein of 1235 amino acids. The transcript has 17 exons. Gene Ontology annotation, biological process: regulation of DNA-templated transcription. Lineage: Eukaryota; Metazoa; Arthropoda; Insecta; Hymenoptera; Halictidae. Gene Ontology annotation, cellular component: nucleus. Gene Ontology annotation, molecular function: zinc ion binding; protein binding.
UUGUUCUCGAUUCCCGUAGAGCGGAUCAAUUUUCAGAUCGGUCUUACGGUUGGUCUCUUAUUCCAGUGAAAACUGUGCGUGCGCGUUGUGUUCUUCGAGUGAUUCGUGAUGCGCGACGGGAACGAAUUUGUAAAAGUAUUUGAACGUGGAUAUCUCUGUUGUAACUGUUAAAAAGACUCGUGUUCUUAGGGCGACGGUUUCGCGUAGAAUGCGAGAAGUAAUAUCUUCACUGUUUGACGGCUUGUUUAAAACUGUGAAAAUUAAUAACGUAACUCUGCUCAGCAAUAAUAAUUCGGCGCGUGUUUCAAAUCACGUUAGCGAUUGCUCUGAACGCCCAGUUAUGGCUAUCCGUGGACACGGCUGCGAUAGUUAUUAAACACUACGAAAUUGUCUUAAGCUUAUUCGUCUCGCCGUUGUUUAUUGUUACAAUUCCUUGCGAAUUAUGUAACUAGCAACAAUUUCGGUGAUAGGAGACAUUAUACAGCGUUAGAAUGGAGGAAGAAAUAGUAGUAGAUGAUGUUGAUGAGAAUAGUAGCACAGAGAUUCAGCAGUCAGAUGACCCAACAGCACCCGUUAUGCCUUUAUUAUAUAUUCAACAGAGUAAAUUACGUUCAGCACCACCAACAACAACAAAUCAGACUUUGGUUUCGUCAAAUGCAACUCAGCUUGCUGCCAUUAUUAAUCCAGUCAACAAUCAGAUUGUUAGUGGACAAAACAAAGUAUUUAUACAAGGACCAAGUCAGGUUGCUACUUCUCAGAAUAAACAACAUAUUGUGAUCCAUCGACCAAUUAAUACAGUCAGUACUACAGCAACAUCACAAGGUCAGAAACACAUAUUGCUUAGAAAGUCCAAUGUAUCAACUGCACAAAUCGUGCCCUUAAGUUCCUCUCAGGGAAAUCAAAAUAAUGCACAAACAGGCAAGCAUACAUUUGCGUAUCUUGGAACUCUGAUUAAACCAAACAAAUCACGUGAUUCUGUUGUUAUCCCAGGAGCUUUAACAACAACUCAAAUAGCUAAGCAAAAAUUGGUGAUUGCACCAGUUUUAUCACAAUUAGCUCAAACAUCAACUAGUACUACUACAGGAUCUCAGAGUCAGACUGCCAAGCAUAUGGCGAAUUUGUUACUACCAGUCAGUAUUCCUCAACAAAGUGGACCUACCAAAUCCAGCAUGUUUAAUUUAAAAAUUAAUAAUGGCCAACUUACCACAGAAAGUAAAGGCACUAUUACUGUUUUACGAGAGUCAAAAACAACAAAUUCCUCCACACAUCCGCCACCCUUGCACCCGAUCGCGAAAAUGAGUUUAUUAAGUGCAAAUAAAGGAAACAGUAAUUCUACGGACAGCAUAAAAAUCACAGAGAAUCCCGACUCUGCUGUUAUUACCCCUAUUCCAAAAAAAGACGAUACUGGCAUGCCUGAGAAAAGAAAGAAAACAAUAAGCAACAUAUUAAGGGGAUCGAACGAGAAGCGACUUAAGAAACAGAAUCUCUCAAAAUCUUCACAGGACAGUAUAGUUGAUGUCACUUAUACACUGAGCAGCCCAGAAUCGGAGCAAGACAAAGACAAGAAAGUGCAAAACGAUGACGAUAUCACAUUGAUUAAAGUGGUUCCAAGCGAAGACAAAAGUGUUAAACUUAACGCUAGUAUGGAUGAUGACAUAAAAAUAGAAAUUAUUAAAACGCGCACGAGUUGUGUCGAGUCAGUAUCAGAUAAUAAACAUGAUGCUAAAAUUAGCAAUCACGAUGAUUUAAAAGAUCACUCGAACACCACUCAUGCAAAUGAUUCGAAUUUUGAUGCUGCAAAAGUACUAGACUGGAAAGAUGGUGUUGGUACUCUCCCUGGAAGCACACUGAAGUUCUGUAUGAAUGAAUUUGGUAUUAUGGAAGUAGUCGAUGAGGAUGAGAACAACAAACAAGGCAAAGAUGGUAUUGGUGAUAAGGAAAAUGUUUGCUUAACACAGAAUUCCUCGAAGUCCAGCCCCUUAACCGCUAAUAGUGUGAACUCUGAAAAGAAAUCCGAUGAUAGGAAAUCUAGAACAGUUUCUGCAGAUACAAUGUAUCACUGUGAAGGUUGCGGGUGUUACGGUUUGGCUGCUGAAUUUGAGAGUCCAAUAUCGUGUAGCCCAACAUGUACAGAAAUAAUAGAAUCCAAGAAGCAACCGUCAAUGCGAAAAGACAAAGAUUUGAAAGACUUACGUGCAAAACGGAAACGUAAAAGAUUGUUGCAAGAACAACAACAGUCUAAAGAAAUAGAGGAUAAAUCUGAUGAGAAAACGCAGGAGAAAGUUUCGAAGUCUGAAACAGAUGAGGAUACAAAAGACACUAUCACAGGAAUGGACGACGAAAGUCAGGGAGAUUCAACGGAGUCAAAGUAUCCUUGGCAGACAGGAAAACUUGGAUUCUCAUGGGCUAAAUACCUGGAACACUGCAAAGCAAAAGCUGCACCUGUUAAGCUGUUCAAGGAUCCUUUCCCAUAUAGUAAAAAUCAUUUCAAAGUUGGCAUGAAAUUAGAAGGAAUAGAUCCGGAACAUCCGUCACGAUACUGUGUUCUUACAGUCGUUGAAGUAGCGGGUUACCGAAUACGUUUACAUUUCGAUGGUUACGCAGAAAAUUACGAUUUCUGGGUAAAUGCAGACAGUAUGGAUAUAUUCCCCGUUGGAUGGUCGGAGAAGAACGGACAUCGAUUAGAUCCACCGAAAGGUUACGUCGCCAGCAAUUUCAAUUGGAAUGCGUAUCUAAAAAUUUGCAAAGCUACUGCAGCACCGAAAAAUAUAUUUUCAAAUAAGAGCUCGGUCUUUCCAACUGGUUUCCGUGUAGGAAUGAAAUUGGAAGCAGUAGAUAGGAAGCAUUCUUCGUUAGUUUGUGUAGCUAGUAUCGCAGGCCUAAUGGAUUCGCGCCUGUUAGUUCAUUUUGAUUCUUGGGACGAGGUUUACGAUUAUUGGGCAGAUGCAAGUUCUCCAUACAUUCAUCCAGUGGGAUGGUGUCACCAUAAUGGUCACAGCCUCACACCACCUAACAAUUAUAAAGACCCUAAGUCUUUUACAUGGGAUGCGUAUCUGCGAGAAACGCGAUCCAUGGUUGCACCGGCGAGAGCUUUUAAACAACGACCGCCCUGCGGGUUUAAACGUGGGAUGAAGUUAGAGGCAGUCGACAAACGGGUACCUCAGUUGAUUAGGGUGGCAACGGUUGAAGACGUAAAAGACCACAUGCUGAAAAUACGAUUUGAUGGAUGGCCAGAGAAUCACGCUUAUUCGGUCGACGAUGACUCUCCGGACAUACACCCUAUGGGCUGGUGUUUGAAAACAGGGCAUCCUUUGGAGCCACCAUUGACUCCAGACAACUUAAAUGACAGGCCAGAAUGUGGAACGUACGGUUGUCGAGGAAUAGGACAUGUAAAAGGACCUAAGUUCUCAACGCACAAUUCUGCAUCCGGUUGCCCUUAUUCCCCUCAGAAUCUUCACAAAGUCAGGCAACUGUCCGACAGACUGAACUUAAAACAUGAGACUUGUGAUUUCGAUGACGAUAUGGUGGACAAGCCAAAACCAGAAAAGACUGAUAAAAUUAAAAUGGAGAGGUCGGAGAAACCCGAGAAGUUGUUGUUUACGGAAGAACGGUUGUUGAAGACUGAGAAAGAUAUUAAACAGGAGGAUGGGGAGUUCUCCGAUAAAAACGACAAGUCUGAAAAUUCGGAAAAAUCGAGUAAGUCCAAACAUAACCACAGCGAUGGUCAAACUGACGACGAUGAACUUUUAAGAAAGAGGAAGAAAAGACGACAGAUUUCCGAGGAACCCAUGUAUUCUCUUUCAAACUACAGUGAUUCAGCGUUAACCACUGUACCAUACGCUGCAAAUAUACCAGAUAAACAAUUACGCAUGGAGCUGUAUCAAUCUGUAUAUAGUCCUGGUUAUAAUCCGCUACCGGAUGCGCCGCAUAUAUGGGCGAAACACAGUAAUGCUCUGAAUAGAGUAGUAGCGAGGCAAAACACGAAUCCUCGACGAUGGUCGAACGAGGAAGUGAUUAAAUUUAUUCAGAGUAUGCCCAAUUGUAAAGAAAUCGGAAACAUUUUCAGGAAACAUAACAUCGAUGGCGAAGCCUUCUUAAUGUUAACGCAAGAGGAUUUAGUGUCGCUAUUGGGAUUACGUCUUGGUCCUGCAAUUAAACUGUACAAUAGCAUAGUUCUUCUACGACGAAGGGCAUCGUGAAUCACGUGCGAUGAACGCACCUACAAUUGGAUUUUGAAAAGUGCAAACUGGCAGCUAUCGCGACGAUAAUGUCGAUUCAAUUUAUUUCAGAAGUUUAACGAAUCAUCGAGGUAGAAAUAUUUUCUACCACUAUUGUGAAACAUUGGUCUAAUAUCAA